This is a messenger RNA of Malus domestica (apple), 832 nucleotides long. Its product is annotated as F-box protein SKIP1. The record is from RefSeq and is a predicted model, not a curated record. Gene Ontology annotation, biological process: SCF-dependent proteasomal ubiquitin-dependent protein catabolic process. Lineage: Eukaryota; Viridiplantae; Streptophyta; Magnoliopsida; Rosales; Rosaceae. Gene Ontology annotation, molecular function: protein binding. Gene Ontology annotation, cellular component: SCF ubiquitin ligase complex.
CCCAACUCUCUUGUUUUCGCGCGACCACCGAAAAUGGAAACAAUCAACAACGAAGAAACAGUGACUGAGUCCGGCUCGGACUGGGCCGAGUUGACCCAGGAGUGCCUGAUCAACAUCCUGGGACGGCUCACCCUGGAGCACCGAUGGAUUGGGGCGAUGCUGGUCUGCAAGUCGUGGCUGCUGGUGUGCAAGGAGCCUUGCCUCAACUCCGCCUUCGACCUCGAGCCGCCGUUCUAGUCCGCACGGUGGUGGACCCCGGAGUUCGAGCGGCGGGUCGAUUCCAUGCUCCGAUCUGUCGUCGAUUGGAGCACCGGCUCGCAGAAACAGAUCCGCACCACGCACUGCUCCAAUCAGUCUCUCUCGCUCGUCGCUCAGAGGUGCCCGAACCUCGAGUUUCUUUCGAUCAAUAGCUGCCCGAAUGUGACUGAUUCGUCCAUGGCUGAUAUAGCGUUUCGCUGCCCCAUGAUCCGGGAACUUGACAUCAGCUAUUGCCACGAAGUAUCUCAUGAGUCUCUGGCGUUGAUUGGGAGGAACUGCCCAAAUCUGAAAAUCUUGGAACGGAAUAUGAUGAAUUGGUUAGAUCCAUCCCAACACACUGGUGUUGUUCCGGACGAGUACUUAAACACUUGGCCUCAGGAUGGAAAUUCAGAAGCUGCUGCAAUUGGCAAAUCUAUGCCAAAUUUGGAGCACCUUGAACUUCGAUUCUCAAAGGUAUCGGCUUAAGGGUUUGCUUUGAUAUCUGUAAUCUGUAGGAUGUCCAAAUGUCGAGUACUUGGAUUUGUUUGGGUGUGUGAACUUGACUCGUCGGAAUUGAAAGGCGACUGAGGAAUCA